CAUCCUGCUGGGUGUCGUCCAAGGCGUGGGCUUGUACUAUGCCCUAAUGGAAUUCCCCGACUUUGCGUUGGUAGUCGCGUUCGCGAUCGCGGGCCGUCUGGCUUUUGAAGUCAUGGUGAUCCAGGACCUUGGCAAGUGUGCGACGACGUUACUCGGCGUUGCAUUAGGCGUGCUGGUCACGGACGUACUGUCCCAGCUGAUAGAAGAUGGGUACCUCUUUAACUUCGGGGACGAUGGGGACAGCGAGUACGAGGAAUCUCGUACCGUCAUCAGACGCAAACGUUUGGUUAAAUUCCAUCCGUCCACCGAAUAUCCCUCUGCUCCUCCAAGCAAACCUUUACGCCCGCGCAGACGAGAACCCGAACGAAAGUGGCGCACGGCAUCAUCCAUUACAUCCAUCACCUCCUCCACAUCUGAUACAGUUGAUCCUGAUCGUGUCAUGGAUCCUUUGGAACGCGAAGUUGCUACGUUGCGUGCACGAGCGUCCCUGGCGGACAGCGAGCGCCGGCGCUUUAAGGAAGAGAAGAAGUGGGCAUUAUCACAGGGAAACACCGCUCGAGCGGCGCAGAUGAGUUGGCAGGUAAAGAGGUACACUGCCUUGACGAAGAGUUUCACCAGGGAGGCAGAUGCAAGACUGCUAGAAGUCAAUGCAAUCAAGGUGGCUCGCCAACAACAGAAUGAAAUUCCUCCGUCAGUUAUUCAGAAUGUUGAGGGACGUCGGUUUGAGCGACACACCAAUCAUCUGAGGCAGUCUGCCCAGGAAGUUAUCGUUGAGCGCGACUCUACGGGUACAGUUAAUGUGAGGCGACCUCGGCAUCCUAGCCAAAGUUCUUCCGGAAACCUGAAAUCUGCUAUGCGUGUACAACCAAGAUAAUGUCGCCCGACAGGUAAGUCCUGUACCAGUCUUUAAUUUGGACUGUCUAGGAAUCUUAAGUGGCAUAACAGAAUGCGCCUGUACAUUUCCCUGUUUAAGUACUAAAGUAUCUCACGAAGCUAGGACAGCUGCUCUGGCCUGAGUACAAUGAUAUUAUCCGACGAAGAAAGCAAACAAAGGGUGUGAUCCGUGUUGAUGUUGAAAUUAACGAACUACGGGUACAGGG
Molecule: messenger RNA, 1100 nt
Organism: Pisolithus orientalis
Lineage: Eukaryota; Fungi; Basidiomycota; Agaricomycetes; Boletales; Pisolithaceae
Exons: 2
Coding region: 47-874 (275 amino acids)
Source: RefSeq, a predicted model, not a curated record